Molecule: messenger RNA, 396 nt
Organism: Mesorhabditis spiculigera
Lineage: Eukaryota; Metazoa; Nematoda; Chromadorea; Rhabditida; Rhabditidae
Source: the annotation of a GenBank genome assembly
AUGCGCUUCGCCGCCGUAGUAUUGCUGGCUACCCUCUCGCUGUUUUCAAUGACGGUGAUGGCUCAGCUCGAGGGGAGCACUUGCGUCAACGGCAUUUGCCCAGCCAAUUACGUAUGCGGGGCCGGGAAUGUGUGCUACGCAGCCACGCCCGUCAACUGCGUGGAUGCAAGCACAAAUUGCGCCACUUGGGUCAAGAAUGGAUUCUGCCGUAACGCGUUCUACAAGACAGCCGACAAGAAGACCUCCUGCUGCAAGUCGUGCGGAUUCGACACGGUGUGCCGGGAUGCUGACCCCAAUUGCCCGACGUACGAUCGCACUCAAAACUACUGCGCUGGAACUUCGGUCACGGAAAUUCAGAAGAUCAACACGUGCAAGAAGACCUGUGGCGUCUGCCAA